Molecule: messenger RNA, 1414 nt
Organism: Prosopis cineraria
Lineage: Eukaryota; Viridiplantae; Streptophyta; Magnoliopsida; Fabales; Fabaceae
Product: probable xyloglucan endotransglucosylase/hydrolase protein 32
Exons: 4
Coding region: 36-917 (293 amino acids)
Biological process (GO): xyloglucan metabolic process; cell wall biogenesis
Cellular component (GO): apoplast; cell wall
Molecular function (GO): xyloglucan:xyloglucosyl transferase activity; hydrolase activity, hydrolyzing O-glycosyl compounds
Source: RefSeq, a predicted model, not a curated record
ACACUUUAUAUUACUCGCCCUUAUCUUCUAUCUCGAUGGCUCUCUUUCUCCUGGCAAUAUUAAUAGUGAUGGUCCCUUCAGGCCAUGCCUCGUGGCCACCUUCACCGGGCUACUGGCCAAGCUCUAGAUUCAGGUCCAUGAGCUUCUACGAAGGAUUUAGAAACCUCUGGGGUCCUCAGCACCAGAGACUAGACCAAAACACAUUAACAAUUUGGCUCGACAGAACCUCAGGAAGUGGGUUUAAGUCAGUUCGUCCCUUCCGGUCCGGAUACUUCGGUGCUUCUAUUAAACUCCAACCGGGCUAUACUGCAGGAGUCAUCACGGCUUUCUACCUUUCGAACAACGAAGCACAUCCUGGCUUCCACGAUGAAGUAGACAUAGAGUUUCUCGGGACAACAUUUGGGAAGCCUUAUACUCUGCAGACGAAUGUGUACAUAAGAGGGAGUGGUGAUGGCAAAAUCAUAGGCAGGGAAAUGAAGUUCCAUCUCUGGUUUGAUCCCACCAAAGAUUUUCAUAACUACGCUAUACUCUGGAGUCCUAAGGAAAUAAUAUUCCUAGUGGAUGAUGUGCCGAUAAGGAGGUACCAGAAGAAGAGCGAUGCCACAUAUCCGGUGAGGCCAAUGUGGGUGUAUGGUUCGAUCUGGGACGCAUCAUCAUGGGCAACCGAAGAUGGAAAGUACAAAGCAGAUUACAGAUACCAGCCAUUCGUGGCCAAGUACAGCAACUUUAAGGCCAGCGGUUGCUCAGCCUAUGGGCCGAUUUGGUGCCGCCCGGUCUCGGUUUCGCCGUACAGGUCCGGUGGGUUGAGCGGCCAGCAAUACAGGGCCAUGAGAUGGGUUCAAAGAUACCGUAUGGUUUAUAAUUAUUGCAAUGACCCCAAAAGAGAUCACAGGCUAACACCGGAGUGUUGGGGCUGAGACCAGAAUUAGAGUGAAAUUGGGGGCGCUUCAUUUAGCGCUUGAAAGUUCUUACACUAUUAUUGUUGUUAUUCUCUCUUUGAUUUGGCUUUGUUUUAUUUCUCUCAUGUCUUUCAGAAAGCUUCUAUUUUGCUUCGUAGGGGUGACUCAGACUCAAGAUGGGUCCCCCACUCCACAACAACGUUGAUGUAUUAAGGAUGUGCAAGCCUCAAGGUCAAGGCCCUCCCCACAAAGCACGAGAAAAUUUGGACCCGGUUAUGUUUCAUUUGGAAUGAUGUAAGAAGAAAUGAAGGAGAAUUAUAUUAUUCUCACACAAAUAAAUUAAUUAUUAUAAAAUUUAUUAAUAAUUAAAUUAAAAUAUUUAUAAUUUAUCUUAAUUAUUCAGUUAUCAAUAAAUUUUAUUGUAAUUAAUUUUUUUAUGUAAGAUUUGUAUGUAUUAUUUUUAAGAAAUAAAGCUGUGGAAGUGUGAAAAAGAAAAUGUCAAAAAAAUCAAAUGU